Molecule: messenger RNA, 805 nt
Organism: Xenia sp. Carnegie-2017
Lineage: Eukaryota; Metazoa; Cnidaria; Anthozoa; Malacalcyonacea; Xeniidae
Exons: 2
Coding region: 116-805 (229 amino acids)
Source: RefSeq, a predicted model, not a curated record
GUACUGAAUAUGGGAACUUGAGUACUGAAGUUGUGAACUAAAGUUGCGAAGUACUGGCAAACGCGAAAGGUCUGUGUUGUAGGCAAGUAAAAGCUAAAUAAAUUGUUCACUGAUAAUGGCAGAUGAAUUGGAGGAGUUUCUUAAUAGUUUUAAGGAUAAAAUUGGGAAACAAAGUCAUGAAGUAAUAGAAAAAGCUUUGAAAGAAAAUGAAUUUUCUUCACGACUGUCGCUGAAAUUGUUAAGUAAUGAAAAUCUUGAUCAUCUUUUAAGGAAUACGAACUUGCCGCUUGGGGCAAGGAAAGUUUUAGAAUUUCAUCUCGAUUUGCUGCGGGAGCAGUCACCGUUAUUAAAACUUUCAAAAUCUCAAUCAAAAAGCUGUCUUGACGUGGAUGAAAAUCCAUCUGCUUCGUACGAGGAUACAAGUAUACCCGCUAAACGUUCAUUGGAAAAUCGGCGAAGGACAAUCGAAGACUCAAUUCAUCACAACAAACAAGAUUUGGAAGAGAUGAACGUGCAAUUAGAAUCAAUGAAUUUAAAUGUUCCUGAAUUACCAAUGAUUGGUAAUUACAAAGUCAUCUGCAGCAACUGCCACCACCGAGGUCACAGAAACACAAAAACUAAACCGUGUAUUCUUGAAAAAUGUUCCGCGUUUACUUAUUGUGAACUUAAAGACAAACAUCCCGAAUAUUCUGCGGACAUGAAUCGAUUGAAGUUUAAGAUAAAACAAAAACACGAGACUAUUAAGCAACUCCAAGAAGAAUUAAAUGGUGUUAAUAAUUUUCAAAGCCAGAGUGAGCACCAAUAG